Magnolia sinica is the source of this 2990-nucleotide messenger RNA. RefSeq names its product protein FAR1-RELATED SEQUENCE 5-like. Bases 174 to 2603 code for a protein of 809 amino acids. Gene Ontology annotation, molecular function: zinc ion binding. Gene Ontology annotation, biological process: regulation of DNA-templated transcription. The record is from RefSeq and is a predicted model, not a curated record. The transcript has 5 exons. NCBI's taxonomy places the organism in Eukaryota, Viridiplantae, Streptophyta, Magnoliopsida, Magnoliales, Magnoliaceae.
ACACGUGCAUAUUCGACACGUGUGCCGGCAUUCACCAGUGCCAUCUCUCAUCGUCCGCUACGCUUUUAGCUAAGUAUCUCUCUCUGAGUCCGAUCGCGGAAGAAAGCAGGGUCGUAUCUCAUCCCCUGGCGCAGGUUCUAGAGAUGAAGAUGUUGAAUUUUGCAUGACGGUAGAUGAUGCAUGACAUGUGCGCAGAGAUGACGUCAUGGAGGGCCCCACCAAAUCAAGGUAAUGAGUUGGAAGGAUUCUAUAUGGGUUCAGAAGAUGAGAGUGCGGAAUGUGGUACGGCAUUGGAUGUUGAGCCUCGGAUGGGUGAGGAUGGCACUAUAAUGGAAAGCCCUGCUUCAAAGGAGUCAGUUGAACCAUCUGUGGGUAUGGAAUUUGUUUCUGAAGAAGAGGCAAAGGUUUUCUAUAACGAUUACGCUCGGCGCAAGGGCUUCAUCAUUCGCAUUAGUAGUUUCUAUUGUUCAAAGUUGAAUGGAGAAAAAAUCUCUCGGGAAUUUGUAUGUUCUAAACAAGGAUUUAUGAAGAGUACGGAUGGAAGUAACAACGAUGCAAGUAAUGGAGGCAAGAAGAGGCGAAAGCGACUGACCAAAAGGACAGGAUGCAUGGCAAUGAUGACAGUAAGGAAACAAGAUCCAAGUGGCAAAUGGGUUGUUGUUAAAUUUCGCAAGGAUCACAACCAUCCUUUGAUGAGCCCAAAUGAUGCGUGGCGCAUGCGGUCAGGUAGGAAUGCAUCUGAUCCUAAGAGAAAUUGGAUUGACCAUCAUCAAGAGAAAAGAAUGAAAGCCCGUAAGGCAAUGUCUAUGUCCAAAGCAGACAGUGGUGGACUCAGUAAUGUGGAUUUCAGUGACAGAGAAUGUCUCAAUCAUAUCAUCAAAAAGCGAUGGAGGAGCUUUGGGAAGGAUGCUCAGAAUAUAUUGGAGUAUUUGAAGCGUAAGCAAGCUGAAAACCCCACGUUCUUUUAUGCAGCUGAAGUUGAUGAGAAGCAGUGUGUGACAAAAGUUUUCUGGGUUGACGGAAGGUCCAGGAUGGCAUAUGACUACUUUGGAGACGUGAUCACGUUUGACACGUCAUAUAGGUCCAAACGGUUUCGACUUCCAUUUACCUCUUUCAUAGGAGUGAACAACCACAAGCAAUCUGUUUUGUUUGGUUGUGCAUUAAUUGCAGAUGAAACGAUAUCUACAUUUGUAUGGCUGUUUAAAACAUGGCUAGCAGCAAUGAAUGGGCGUCAUCCGGUCUCAAUAAUCACUGACCACGACAAAGCGAUUAGAGCAGCAGUGGCAACUGUUUUCCCAGAAUCCCAUCACCGGUUUUGCCUGCGGCACAUUAGCAGAAAACAAAAUAAGAAGCUGCCACAUGUAAUUUUUGAGCAUCCACAUUUUCAAGGGGAAUUUCUCAAAUGUGUCCGUCAGACUGAGACAAUUGAUGAGUUCGAAUCAAGUUGGGAGAUGCUCCUUGACAAAUAUGUGCUUAGAGAGAGUGACUGGAUUAAAUCAUUGUAUGAAGAUCGUCGACAAUGGGUCCCAGUGUAUUUGCGGGGGAAGUUCUUUGCGGAUAUGUCUACAACAAAACAAAUUGAUAUCAUGGACUCAUUUUUCGAUGGGUAUGUGGAUGCACAAACUACUCAACAAGUUUUUGUUGCACAAUAUGAGAAAGCACUUAAUGAUCAUUAUGAAAAGGAAGAUGAAGAAUAUUUAGCAAUUGACACCUUACCUACUAUGUGCACAAGAUCAGCUAUGGAAAAACAAGCAGCAAGCACUUAUACGAGGAAAGUAUUCGAAAUAUUUCAGGAGGAGUUGCUUGAAAUCUGCAACUUCUCUGUAAACAAGAUUGAUGAUGAUGGAGCGACCAAUGUGUAUAGGGUAGCAAGACUUCAUCAAGAGCGUAACGCACACACUGUUGCGUUUAAUGCUUCUGAGAUGAGAGUAAAUUGCAGCUGCAAGAAAUUUGAAUUUUCAGGUAUCUUAUGUAGACAUGUGUUAUCAGUCUUCAGAGUUGCAAACAUUUUUACGAUUCCACCUCAUUAUAUCUUGAAGCGCUGGACAAAAAAUGCCAAGAGUGAGGUUGUGUUGGAUCAGUAUGGUGAUGAAAUGCAAGCUAAUUGUCAUGAAAGGACAACGUUACGAUACAACAUCCUAUGUCGUGAAGCCCUCAAAUUCAUAGAAGAGGCGGCACUAUCUACAGAUGUUUUCAAUGUGGCAAUGGGUGCCAUACGAGAUGCUGCAAAAAAAGUCGCUGCAGCAAAAGAAAGUGCUGCAAGGGCUGAGAAGAUGGGAACUAUGGUCAAUGGAAGCACCUAUGAUGAAAAUAUCAAUGUAGUAGGUGAUAUGACCAAUCAUGUCGCGUUUCUUGAACCUGAUCAGUCUAGAACAAGAGGGAAAGCGCCUACUCCAAGAUUGAAACCUCCAGGGUCAUCAUGUAGGACACCAACGUGCAGUUUCUGCAAAGGACCAAAGCACAAUAUCCGUUCCUGCCCACUGGCAGCGAAUGUUUCGACAGUGGAACAGCUAAAUGAGGGAAAUCCCAAUAUCUCUGGCCAAUGUGGCACGCAGAACACUAUUCUGAAUUUAUUUUCCCCGAGCGGUUGGGAUGGAGUCUAGGAGCAUCAUUCGUCACAGGCUCACAGCCAUUGCGACGCAGGCAGGUGUUUGGAUGUGAAGCACAGGAUCAUAUAUAAAGCUAUCCAGGAGGCAGGAGGCCUGGCUUUCCUGGCCUCCCAUGGGGAUCACCAGGGCCUUGAAGCUGCAGCCUGGAUCCUCAUUGAGGUCAUCAGAAAAACAUCGUCAACGGCUUGACUUGUUUGUACUUAUAAGCUUUGCAGCUGAUACCGACUAACACCGUAGUUUUUUGUUUUCAUUAGUUUCAAUGUAGAAUGGCACAACUCAUAAUGUUAUCUAGCUGAAGGUUGAUUGUUGUUACGGACUGUAAUUAUUUACAUUUUCCAGAUUAUUUUUUUAUGCCUGUUAUAAAAACUAUUAGUCCACAAA